GAGUGUUCCUAACGUUCACGCUCAGCUACUCCGUUCGAGGCAGGCACACUCAAAAAAAAAAAAAAAAGGAACUUCCGGCUAACAACUUCCGGUUCACGGGGUCAUAUUUUUGUUUGCCGUUAGCUAAGUAGCUAAUGGCUGUAGAAGGCGUGAAUCCUCAAAUAAGCCAGAAUAUUCAUACGUAUUUCGAAAAGUUCUUAUGGUUGGUGGUUCUAAGCAACAGUAAAAGGGUCUGUUUAGGUGAGCAGCCGGGGCGUAGCUAAACAAAACUGACAUGGGAGGUGAGGAAAAUGGAUUUUGCGGUUCUUGAGCAGAGCCACCCACUGAUGCCGGAGUUGAAGGAUCCACCACAGAGUCAGCAGUUCACAGGGCUCCAAGGAGGACCAAAAGCCCGCACCAGUAGCGGAUCAGACAAGAUGGGGGCCGCGAUGGGACCGAUUCUUCACUGGCUGCAGGAUGUAGCGGCUGUGACUCUCCUCAAAGCCCGGCGAACAUUACUCCAGGCCGCCAUCCUGCUCUGUGCUUUGGUUCUGCUGCUCUGGGUGUCUGUGUUUCUCUACGGGAGCUUCUAUUACUCCUACAUGCCCACUGUGAGCUUCUCCACUCCUGUGCACUUUUACUACACCUCUGAUUGCGAUGCCUCGCAGCCAGGUCUCUGCUCCUUCCCCACAGCCAACAUCUCAUUCAUGAGGAAUGAGAGAGACCAGGUGAUGGCUAAUGGUCAGCCUUACAGAGUGUCACUGGAGCUGGAGAUGCCCGAGUCUCCGGUGAACGAACAGCUGGGUAUGUUCAUGGUCAGGAUGUCUUGUUACACCAGAGGUGGGAAGAUUGUGUCAACGGUGGGUCGAUCCACGAUGCUGCAUUAUCGCUCCUUCCUUCUGCAAACCCUGAACACUUUGUGCUUCUCUCCUCUCCUGCUGACCGGCAUGGCUGAGCAGAAGCAACUCAUAGAAGUGGAGCUCCACUCGGAUUACAAGACAAACGCCUAUGAACCCACGGUCGGUGCAGUCCUCCAGAUCCAGUCCAAACAGGUCCAGAUCUACUCGGCUCAGCUUCGCAUCCAUGCGUACUUCACUGGCAUACGGUACCUUUUGUACAACUUCCCCUUGACGUCCGCAGUGAUCGGCGUCGCCACCAACUUCGCCUUCCUCAGCGUCAUCGCGCUGUUCGGCUACCUGCAGUUCAUAUGGGGCGGGCUCUGGCCUCCGGAUCAGGUCAGAGUCCGGGUCAUGAUGGGAGACAACACUCGCAUCCAGAGGAGGAGAGAGGAGGCUCGGAAGCGAAUGGAAAGGGAGAAUUCGCAGAAAGAGCUCUGCGCUCCGGCAGAAAUUGGAUCCGUGGAUGGGACCUGCGGUCCUCAGGGAAACGGCACGUUAGCGGAGAUGUCAUCAGAGAACCCCUCUGUAAAGCCAGAUGCCUCUGAGGCCGAAGCUCCGGAUAACAAGGAAGAAGAGUCUCGUGAUUCUGAGGAGCUAGAGGACACCGACAGCUCUGACGUGUUAAACAGGAGCCUUCCAUCUCCGUCUGGAGAGACGUCGCUUCGCCAGAGACCCGGGCCUUGGAUGAGUCUCUAAAUCAUUUAUGCAUAAUAAAUGUUGCAUAUCUACUCCUAUCUUUGGCACCUUAAACACAGGUCAUCAAUCAYAGACUAAAACAACCCCACAGUUUAAUGACAUUUACAUGCAUGCACUAUUUUAUUUAAAAAUUAGUUUACCUCGACCUUUGUUUUUCUGUUAUGAAAGCACUGUUACAAGUCUUAUUUUUGUACCAGUUGUGUGUUGCUGGUGCUCAUAUCAUGAGGUGUUACAUUCCAGUUCUGACAUGUCAUCAGAUAUUUGCCAACAAUUCAACACACCCUUGUUUAAGUCAGCUGAACCUGCUUGUAUUUUGAUGUUUGCAUGGUGGUAUUUCCUCUCAUCACAGCUCAAUAUUAAAUAGGGCAAAGUUUUAAAGACUUCAUGCUAAAUUAAUUCUAGACAGUGACUCUCUUCACUUGUAGGUCAAACGUGGUUCGGCUUGAGGUUUUCGGUGGUGCGCAACUGAAACAAAACUGCUAAAGCAUGUGACUUCUCGUUUAUCAGAAGUUUUUUCAGAGCGAUUUAAAUUGGAAAUUUUGUCCAAGAAAAAAAGGUUCGUUGUUACAAAUUCCCAGAAAAAAACAAACGUCGGUACAGAAAAAUACCUUUUGUUUCUUCCUGUAAAUCUUACGUUCUGCAUCAGUUUGUGACGUGAAGCUUGUGUAGAUUUACACAGUCACUUUGCAGUUUAAMAUUUUUAAAAAUGUUAAUUUUUUUUUCAUUACCAGUAGAAACRAAGCAUUUUAGCUAAGUUAUGUAGGUUCGUGCAUAAGUGUCUGUAUUUAAUGAGUAGAGAAAAACGAGGAUGGUGAGUUUUGAAGUCGAUGCAGUUGCUAAAGCAGCUGAGUUCUAACAACGCAGGUCUUUAGUGGUGUUUAACCCGUAACUUCAGAGGAGCUUUGAAGAUAAGUUGUGUUUUUGGUAGGUUAUGUUAUGGAUGCAAUAUUUUGUACCAAAGAUAUUCUAAGAAUUGGUGGUUCUUCUGAAGAUACAUGAGCACAUUUUAUUUAUGCAUUAAAAAAGAAUAAAAGAAUAAACUAGUG
Messenger RNA from Austrofundulus limnaeus, 2620 nucleotides. RefSeq names its product seipin. Lineage: Eukaryota; Metazoa; Chordata; Actinopteri; Cyprinodontiformes; Rivulidae. The record is from RefSeq and is a predicted model, not a curated record. The coding region runs from base 291 to 1574 and encodes 427 amino acids. Gene Ontology annotation, biological process: lipid droplet organization; lipid storage. Gene Ontology annotation, cellular component: endoplasmic reticulum membrane. The transcript has a single exon.